GAACGAGAGACGGAAGUGAAGCCAUAGGCUGGAGGCAAACGCUGCCCCUUCCCUCGGCGGCUAGUUCUUGCGUUCCGGCAUGCCAUCUCCUUACGCCUCCCGGUUGCUAAGCGGCGACUGAAUUGAAAACGAGUCGGAGGCGCGAAAGAGCUGCGGGCCGGCGGGAGUGGGAGGAGGAGAACCUGCCUUCUGGCGUGGCUCUUUGGCGUCCGAUAAAGGAAGGCGGCUUCGGACGUUACCAGCUGUGCUUGCUUCUUCUGGAGCGGAUAAAGCCAGACUUUUUGGGCUCGGUAGCCGCUGCCCCGAAUGAAAAUGGGCGCUAAGUCUGACCAGCUCCUCAUUGUGGUCUCUAUCUUGGAAGGGCGUUAUUUCCCAAAACGUCCAAAGCGUAUGCUGGUGGUAGAAGCAAAGUUUGAUGGCGAACAUUUAGCUACAGAUCCCGUAGAACAUACUGAUCAACCAGAAUUUGCCACAGAAUUAGCUUGGGAGCUUGAUAGGAAAGCACUUCAUCAACACAGAUUACAGCGUACGCCUGUCAAGUUGCUGUGCUUUGCUUUGGAUUCUGUAUCUUCAGUUAAAGAGACGAUAGGUUAUAUUGUGCUAGAUUUAAGAACUGCUCAAGAGAAAAAGCAGCCAUCAAAAUGGUAUCCUUUACUCAGCAACAGAUAUACAAAAUUUAAGCCUGAAUUGCAACUAAAUCUGAUGUUAGAAACUGACACCAAAGCAUCCAUUGAUGGUUUUAAAGCAAGGGAAGCACCUCCCAGAGAAAUGGCGGUAUCUUUUCAGUUUCCUGGAUUGGACCCCAAAAAUCUUAUACCUGUGCUAAAUGAAGAGGAAGGAUAUCAUCAAAUUGGACCAGCAGAAUAUUGUCGUGACUAUUUUGUUUUGUCAGUUACUAUUGCAUUUGCUACACAGUUAGAACAGUUAAUACCUACAACAGUGAAAAUUCCAGAACGAAAGCCUGAGUUCUUCUUUUAUUAUUCACUACUUGGUAAUGAUGUUACCAAUGAACCAUUUUCCGACCUGAUGAAUCCAAACUUUGAACCAGAAAGAGCAUCUGUUAGAAUACGCAGCAGCAUUGAAAUUCUAAGAGCAUAUUUUUUUGCUCACUCAAAGUUGCAGAUUCAUCUCUGCUGUGGGGACCAAUCUCUUGGAAGUACUGAAAUUCUUUUAACUAGCUUAUUAAAGAAAGGAAGUGCCGAAAUUUUCCAGCAUCCAGUAGCUAUAGAAGGAGCAUUUAUUCUUGUUCCACCUAAUAGAGCUCGGCAAAAACUGCCACCCAUGCCUUUGGAUAUGGCACCUACUGUCGGAGUAUCAGUUUCACUUCAAAAGGAUGGCAGAAUUUGUCAGCCUAUAAUCCAACCAGCUGCAAAGCCUGAGACUGAAAAUGUGAAAAGAGACUUGUCUCCAAUACCUGAUAAAGGAGGGAGACCUGAAAAUGGCUCUCAAGAUAUCCUACCUCAGACACAGCAUUCGCCUCCCAUAAAAGAAGAUGCUACAGAAAGUGAAGUAGAAAGUAUUCAAUAUGACAAAAAUCCAAAAUUACAGAAAAAAGCUUUGAAAAGUAAAAUGCCUGCUUCUCAGACUCAACAUCCCAGUACUUCUGAAUCCACUACAGGACAAAAAAUUGCUGUUCCUGCAUCAUCCCAUCAUUUUUGUUUUUCGAUAGAUUUACGAGCUGUCCAUAAUCUGGAUGCUGGAUUUCCUGUUAAUUGUAUGUUAAGGUAUUCAUACCCAUUUUUUGGCAGUGCUGCACCCAUUAUGACAAAUCCUCCUGUGGAAGUAAGAAAAAACAUGGAAGUAUUUCUUCCACAGUCUUACUGUGCAUUUGAUUUUGCAACUAUGCCCUAUCAGCUUCAAGAUACCUUUUGCAGGUUACCAUUGCUAGUGGAACUGUGGCAUAAAGAUAAAACAACUAAAGACUUGCUUCUAGGAGUUGCAAGACUCCAGCUUUCAAAGGUUUUGUCCAUGGAAAAAACACGUUUUCUGGGAGGAAAUGGCGAGCAGUGUUGGCGUCAGACUUUCAGUGAAACUAUUCCUUUUACAGCAGCACAAGGGCCAAGCAACAAGAUUGCAGAUCUUUCAUAUAUAGUGACUCUAGAAGAUUAUGGACUGGUGAAAAUGCACGAAGUACUGGUGUCUGAUUCUUCUCGGUGUUUAGGUGCCGAUGAGGUACUAGGUGUUCCGAAAGUACAGCCUGAAGUCCAUACUGAACCAAGAGAAACUCUGGAAUAUAAAGCAGCACUUGAACUAGAAAUGUGGAAGGAACUACAGGAAGAUCUUUUUGAGAAUCAGUUGAAGAAGAAGGAGUUGGCUCAUAUGCAGGCACUGGCAGAAGAGUGGAAAAAAAGGGAUAGAGAAAGAGAAGCCUUGGUAAAGAAAAAAGUUGCAGAGUAUACAGUUUUGGAAGAAAAACUUCAGAAAACUUUAACUGACUUAGAAAAACGUGAAAAACAGCUGGUCAGUGCUGAAGCUGAGCUCCAGCGGUUAAAGAAGGAACUCCAAGCAGAACAUGAACGAAAUCAGCAAGAAGUUCAGGAUACAAUACGACGAGUCAGACAAGAAUGUGCACACCAGAUUGAGCUGGAAAGGGCGAGAAUUAGGCAAUUUGAAGAGGACAAGAUCCGUGCACAAGAACAACUAUAUGAGACAGAAAACAAGCAUAAGGCUCUGGAGAAAGAAUUUCAGCAAUAUAAGGAGCAACAGAGUAACCGACCGGAAAUCCGACUGCAAUCAGAAAUAGGCAUUCUAACUUUAGAGAAGGGGGAUCUUGAAAGAAAGUUGGAAUCGGCUACUAAAGCAAAACUACAUUACAAGCAACAAUGGGCACGAGCUUUGAAGGAACUAGCAAGACUAAAACAGCGUGAGCAAGAGAAUGCUAUGGCCCGUCUUAAAAAGCAGCAGCAAGAACUUGAACACAUGAGACUUCGGUACCUUGCAGCAGAAGAGAAAGAAUUAGGGAAGACACAACGGCAAGAGCUAGAGGAUAUCAGAAAUGAACUGAACAGAUUGAAACAAGAAGAAGACAAGAAAAAAUCACAAGAUGGCCAAGAGUUGUUGGGAGUCCAAUUGCAAAAUGCUCACUCUGGGAAAGGAGACGAAGCUUUGGAUGACUACCUUGCACGUCUAAUAGAGGAGAGGGAUACCUUGUUGAGAACAGGUGUUUAUAAUCAUGAAGAUCACAUCGUAAGUGAGCUUGAUCGUCAAAUCAGUGAAGUGCUUAUAAAAAGAAAUAGAAGCAAGUAGCAGGACUCAGAGAAUUGGUCAUAUAUAUAUAUAUAUAUGUGUGUGUGUGUGCAUUUUUUACUUCCAAAAUUCAAGUUUCA
Thamnophis elegans (Western terrestrial garter snake) is the source of this 3326-nucleotide messenger RNA. It is a transcript of the gene CEP120, whose product is annotated as centrosomal protein 120. The transcript is spliced from 20 exons. Gene Ontology annotation, cellular component: centrosome; centriole. Bases 307 to 3246 code for a protein of 979 amino acids. Gene Ontology annotation, biological process: centrosome cycle; interkinetic nuclear migration; positive regulation of centriole elongation. The record is from RefSeq and is a predicted model, not a curated record. NCBI's taxonomy places the organism in Eukaryota, Metazoa, Chordata, Lepidosauria, Squamata, Natricidae.